AUGCUUCGACAUUAUCGGUCCUAUCGAUUUCGGAAAACCGCUCUAUCGUUCCCCCUUAGCAGACCCCGUCGAAAUUUUGCCACCACCCACCCCUCGUAUGCCUCGUUAUCCCAGUUGCGACCGGUGCCGACAAAUGUGGAAGAUCUCUGCAAGACGUAUCCUUCAGCACCUCCUUCUCUUUUCGUUACUCCAUGGCGUGAGCAAGGCUGGAGAGAGGUGUUGGGGAGGGUCCCAUAUAGCUCCAUCACAGAAAACGCCCAGGAGAGUAAAAGUUUCGACUGUACAUAUGAACUAGAACUUCCUGGUGGCUUGAAACGCAAGGCAACACUCGCCGCCGUUAGCAAAGAUGAAGCACUACAAUUGGCAAGUAAAGAGCUUGUGAUGGCCUUACAUGUUGACGGAACCUGGGGCAAGAUACUCCAAAAGAAGGACGGCUCGGGAGAUAAAGUGAAGCCCUUGUUGGGAAACAAGGUGCAGAAGGAAGGGGCUGGACGCGUAAAAGCUGUCUCCCACCUUCCGUAUGUGACGGAAUUGUAUGACUGUUGCGCGUCAGCUGGAUCUAUUCCGGAUUUUCAUUUCUCGCAGUCACGCCAAACCUGGCUUCAUUCUCACUGGUGUGGUCUGCCCGACGGCAGCUUAGCCGCGCAGGGAAUAGGCUCAAAACAUGUUGACGCCACGCUACGUAUGUUGAAGUCGUACAUAAAGAGGUGUCGGCAGGCUCAGUCGUCGGAGUCUGGCCAGAAACCGAGCUAUCCAAACCGUGCGAAUUCGUUGCAGUUCAUUGCAUAUUGCUAUAGGGACCGAGAAGUACAGCAAGAUUUCCGAGUUUUCAAUGACAAGGCACGCCUAGAAGUUCGUUGCCAAGCUCUGGAGUUCGGACUAUUCGGGACUGUAUACAUGGAUGGGGAGAAGAUCAGUAAUAAUCUGUAUGGCUGUGACAGAGCAUUCUUCAAGAGACUCGCAGUCUUGGUGGGAGCGGUCCACCUAGCGAAACGGAACCCGCACCUAUGGAGUGAGUUCGAGGCUGCCUACGCAGAGGACCCGGCGCAGUUUCCAGCACUAGACCGGAACGUCGCCAUGAAGACACAUGGAGGUUCAGUCCGUUUGAAUGAAGAACUAGUUGAACCAACGACUGUGAGGUCAAAUGUGCCUAUCCUUAGAAAGUGGGGCUCGUCAAUUCCACCCCAAGUCGCUGUUGAGGUAAAGAGCGUGCACGCAGAUGCGCACGUUGCUGACAAGGGGGAUCAACCGCAAGUCGUAGAGAAAGCAGAGACAGAGACGCUCGUUGUCGAUAACGUGACUUCAUCCACUCAACCCCAAGUUGUCGCGGGACUAGAAGAUGUGGACGCAGAUGUGCUCGGCACUGAGAAGGGGGCUUCUCUCUCUCCAAGCCAAGUAGCAGCGGAAGCAGAUAAAAGAACGUCGACAGACAGCUUUUUGGAGAUGUUUAAUCGCACCUACAGAAUCGAUGGCGCUCCUAAAGGAGAAUUCGUGUCCCCAGUCGUGGAAGUGGUGGCGACUCCUGAAAUGGUAUCAAUCAUGCAAUCAGCCUCCCGAGGUGUUCUGCACGUUCCCGAGGGCGGAACAAUCGAACAGCCCGUUUUUCAUCAGAAUAAAUACGCAACUUUAUCGAAGGUUGCUCCUAGGACAAGGCUUGAUAAGCGAAGCUGCCUGCUGAAAGCGCGCCAGGCCGCGCUUGAGUCAAAGAAAUGGAUGCAAUUAGCACAAGGUACAGUGCUAGAGUCCCUCCCAAUCAGAAAACAUCACGAAGAGAUUGUCGCAAUGGUUCAGGAAAAUACUUUUAGUAUCGUGGUGGGCGCUACGGGGAGUGGCAAGACCACCCAAGUCCCCCAGAUGCUGUUCGAGGAGGCAAUCAGUAGGGUUGAAGGUUCUACAGCUGAAAUCAUCUGCACGCAACCACGUCGUAUCGCCACCAGCGCUGCUGCCAGACGAGUUGCCGUCGAACGCAAUGAAACCAUUCAGGAGACAGUAGGAUACUCUACUAGAGGCGACUCGAAACUACCUCGGAGAAAUGGAAGCAUCACAUACUACACAACAGGCUCUCUUUUGGCUCGCCUUCGGCAAAGACCAGAGCAAAUGAUGGCAGAUGUCAGCCAUAUCAUUAUAGACGAGGUUCACGAACGUGAUAUAGAUGUCGACUUCCUCAUGGUGACAUUGAAGGACAUUCUUUCAAAGCGUAAGGCUGCCGGUGACAAGAUACCAAAAGUCGUUCUCAUGAGUGCCACUCUCGAUGCCGACCUUUUCUCAAACUAUUUUGGCCAACAAAUGGACGAUGGGUCUAUCAAACCAUGCCCUUCUAUUUCCAUACCUGGGCGCACUUUUCCUGUUAAUGUCAAGACCCUGGACGACAUUGUCGUCGAAAUGAAAGACAAAGCGGAUAUGAAUGCUUGGAAAUCAUUGAUUGGAACACCUGCAGUCAACCGUUUUCUUCGACAGGAGGGAUUAUCAAUAGAUCGCAAUCUGAACAUUUCGAACGCCGGGGCUAUUUCGGAUGAUGAUUCUCAGCAUCAGGUCGACACGCGUGGCUCUUUCCCCCUACUAUGUGCGACCAUCCAGCACGUUUUAGAAACAACUUCCGAGGGAGCAAUACUUGUCUUUCUGCCGGGAAUGCAAGAUAUAUUAAAUAUCAAUAGACUUUUACGGCAAUACCAGGCACGUGCCGACUUUUCUGUGGAACAGCUUACGAUCUGUAUGCUUCACUCGAAGCUCAAAGAACAUCAAGAUGAUGUCUUUAAUGAGGCUCUCCCUGGCCACAGAAAGGUAGUACUUGCGACAAAUAUUGCCGAGACGUCACUCACAAUCCCCGACGUUCGGUACGUAGUUGAUUCUGGCCUUCAUCGUGACCUUUCUUUUGACCAGGUAACAAACACGACGACCAUGGGAACCCAGUGGGUUAGUGCCGCGAGCUUAAAGCAACGUGCUGGUAGAGCUGGACGCGUUGCUGAAGGUCAUUAUUAUGGCAUCUUUUCCAAGGCACGUCAAGAGUCCUUAGCUCCAGCCGCCUUGCCUCAGAUGUUACGCUCAGACUUGCAAAUGUUAUGUCUACAAGUCAAGACCCGCGUGCCUGAAGGCAAUAUUGCUGAGAUUCUUGCGAAAGCGAUUCAACCACCGAAACCCGAGGCAGUAGAAGCUGCGAUUCAGCAGCUCAAAGACAUGGAAGCUUUGGAUGAUAGAGAAAACUUCACCCGGCUAGGAACGUUGCUUGCCUCCCUAUCCGUUCACCCUGCUAUGGGUAAAUUGGUGGUCCUUGGGAUCCUCUUUCGCUGCCUGGAUCCCAUGUUGAUAGUGGCUGCUACGGUACUGUCGUCCAAAUUCUUUAUUACCCCAGCACAUGGUCAGGAUGUGGCUCGGAACGCGAGAAAAGAAUUCAGUCAGGGGACUAAAAGUGACCACGUUGCUUUGAUAAACGCUUUCCGCUGGGCGCGCUCCAUUCGAAGACAGCCAGACUUUAACAUUAUGAUGAGAGGACAAUACCUUGACACCUACGCGUUUGACGAGAUUAGUAGGAACAUGCUUAGUAUUGAAGGGAAACUUGUGGAUGCUGAACUUAUACCACAUACUUCAGAAAAAGAACUGCUCGAGUCUCAGCGUGGCCCUCCAUCACUGAACGAGAAUUCCAACAAUCUUUCUCUCAUCAAAGCACUUAUCUUGGCAGGGGCGCCCAAAAACAUCGGCGAGAUGGAAAAGCCAAACGUGCUUUACAUAUCACCGAAAAAACGUGUUGUGACAGCACGGUCUUCGGUCUGUCAACUUAGUCGCACAAAUCAAGAUGAGUCCAAGCAAUGCGCCUCACUAUAUUCAUAUGGCGUGUUGUUAAAGACUGGCAGUAACGGUGCCGCAAAUGAGCUCAGUCAGUGCUCGCCACUGAUUGCAGCAUUAUUUGCAUCGCAAGCCAGACUGCACACAUCCUGGUCUGGCGUCGAUCAGUUCAUUCUCAAUGACUGGCUGCCUUUGGGAUUGCGGGGAAUCAACGGGGUAACUGGCACGCUCGCCGCGAAAGAAAUCAUGAGCUUUCGUGCAGGUCUACAAACUAUCUUGUCGAAGGCUUCAGGGAACUCUUUGAAGCCAUUUGACCGUAAAAGUGGCAGAUAUCUUGCUGACGAUCCAGAGACCAUCGAAUUCACUGCCAAGUUGGUUAGGCUUCUUGAGAUUAAUGACGUUGGAACGGAAAAUGACAGCUGGAGUAUGAUGAUCGAUUCGAUCUUGAUUGACUCUGAGAAUGAUAUGAUGAGUCAGAUGGUGGGAGGAGAAUAA
This is a messenger RNA of Glarea lozoyensis ATCC 20868, 4275 nucleotides long. RefSeq names its product P-loop containing nucleoside triphosphate hydrolase. The record is from RefSeq and is a predicted model, not a curated record. Gene Ontology annotation, molecular function: RNA binding; ATP binding. Gene Ontology annotation, cellular component: nucleus; intracellular anatomical structure. The coding region runs from base 1 to 4275 and encodes 1424 amino acids. NCBI's taxonomy places the organism in Eukaryota, Fungi, Ascomycota, Leotiomycetes, Helotiales, Helotiaceae. The transcript has a single exon.